CCAGAGCGGCGCUGAGACGGACGGACGGACGGCUCUUCCUCCUCCUCUUCCUCCUCCUCCCGCAGACGCCCGGAUGAGAGCAGCAGCAGGAGAAAGCGACAAUCAGGGCACAAUGGUCGCAUGAUUUGGCCGGGCAGAGAGGGCAACCAUCCCCGGGUCGGACUGGAAUGACGGGACCGUCACCCACUGCUGGAAUCUUGACAUUUUCGACGCAGCCCACGUAGACUCGGUUCUGGGGGGGUGCGGGUAAAAACACGCAGAAGACAGAGAGGCGUGGAAGAGUAGCAGGCGAAGAGGGAACGGUGCACAUUUCUCCGCUUGCGGUGUGCUAUUUCGUUGGUGAAAGAGCAAGCAGACAGGCUGCCUCACACUAAGCUAUGGAAUGCUUCCUGCUCCCAGCAUCAUUAGUCUCCAAUCUUUGGACUGAGCUCCAAACUUUUAGUUAGCAGCUGUGCUUCUCCCCUCGAACUCUUACUAAACCAGGGGGAAAAAAAAAGAGUGGGCUUACCAAGUCCUCCACUGAAGACGCAGAACUCCUUUUUCUUUUUAGAAUAAUUUAGCUGUAUUUUUGUUCUCCUGUGUGGAUUUGUGCUCUGAUAAAAUCAUAUCAAGAUGGAUUUGGAGUCGUAUCUGUGGAUGGUGAUAAUUGGCUUCAUCAUCGCCUUCGUUCUGGCCUUCUCCGUUGGGGCCAACGAUGUGGCUAACUCAUUCGGCACAGCAGUGGGGUCCGGUGUGGUCACUCUGAAGCAGGCCUGCAUCUUGGCGUCCAUCUUUGAGACGCUGGGCUCGAUGCUACUCGGGGCAAAAGUGGGAGAGACCAUUCGGAAGGGCAUCAUAGAUGUCAACCUGUAUAAUGAGACGGUGCCCGUCCUCAUGGCGGGGGAGGUCAGCGCCAUGGUAGGGUCAGCUGCCUGGCAGCUUAUUGCCUCCUUCCUCAAACUGCCCAUCUCCGGGACUCACUGCAUUGUUGGGGCGACCAUUGGCUUCUCCAUGGUGGCCAUCGGCACAAAGGGCGUGCAGUGGAUGCAGCUCAUCAAAAUCGUGGCUUCUUGGUUUAUCUCACCCUUGCUGUCAGGACUAAUGUCUGGACUCCUCUUCCUGCUCAUCAGGCACUUUAUCCUCAACAAGGUGGAUUCUGUCCCAAAUGGUCUGCGAGCACUGCCUGUCUUCUAUGCCACCACCAUUGGGAUUAACACUUUCUCUAUCAUGUACACUGGAGCCCCAUUGCUGGGAUUGGAGAUGCUACCGGUUUGGGGCAUCUUCCUCAUCACGUUAGCCGGGUCGCUGGUCUGUGCAGCUUUGGUCUGGAUAUUGGUCUGUCCUUGGAUGAAAAGAAAAAUAGCAAGUCGCUUAAAGAAGGAACAGGCUCUGUCACGGAUAUCUGAUGAAAGCCUGGACAAGAUUCCUGAAGAGGAAGAAGAGAGCCCCGUCUUCAAAGAGCUGCCUGGGGCAAAGGGCACAGACGAGGCCGUGGUGCCGCUCACAGGAGGCAGCAGCGACAGGAGCACCCGGGAGUCCAGCGGGGAGCUCGCCAACAUGGCCAAUGGAGGCACUGUCCUGCCAAACGGCAGGGUCUACGGUCGAACCCACUCAAUGACCAACGGCUGCCUUAAGUCACCUAUCGCUAACGGUAGCUUCACCUUCGAUGGCCACAUGCGCAGCGAUGGCCAAGUCUACCACACGGUCCACAAAGACUCCGGCCUCUACAAAGACUUGCUACACAAAAUCCACCUGGGCCGCAUGGAUGACAGUGACCGGUCCGGCGCACAGCAGCCUGACAACAAUUACCGUCUGCUGCGUCGCAACAACAGCUACACCUGCUACACAGCAGCGAUAUGCGGUAUGCCCGUCCAGCCAAUCAGGCGCUCCGAAUCCCGUGACGACAGCGAGAAGCACGUUGGUGAGGGUGGCGGCAGGAGCAACAGCGUGUCCUACUCAAAGAAGCGGAUACGCUAUGACAGCUACUCAUCGUACUGCAACGCCGUGGCCGAGGCUGAGAUCGAAGCAGAGGAGGGAGGGGUGGAGUUGAAGCUGGCAACAGAGCUGGAGGGGGUGGAGGAAGAAGGAGCUCCAGUUCCAGUGCCUCUUGACGAGGAAGAGCAUGAGGAGAAGGACAAGUCGGAGGUGUUUCUGCUUUUCCACUUCCUGCAGAUCCUGACCGCCUGCUUCGGCUCUUUCGCCCACGGAGGCAAUGAUGUCAGUAAUGCCAUCGGGCCCCUGGUGGCGCUAUGGAUGAUUUAUGAACAGGGAGGUGUCAUGCAGGACGCUGCCACUCCGAUCUGGCUGCUCUUUUAUGGCGGUGUAGGCAUCUGUGCCGGCCUGUGGGUGUGGGGACGCCGCGUCAUCCAGACCAUGGGGAAGGACCUGACUCCCAUCACCCCUUCAAGCGGAUUUUGCAUUGAAGUAAUGAGUGCGCUAACAGUGCUUGUUGCAUCAAAUGUGGGCAUCCCAGUAAGCUCCACCCACUGCAAGGUGGGCUCGGUCGUAGCUGUGGGCUGGAUCCGCUCCCAGAAAGCCGUGGAUUGGCACCUCUUUCGGAACAUCUUCCUGGCCUGGUUCGUCACGGUGCCUGUGGCCGGCCUGUUCAGCGCCGCCGUCAUGGCCCUGUUCGUCUACGGCAUCCUGCCCUAUGUCUGAGAGGGACGUGGCUGGGAGGGCAAGCAGUGGAGAAAGGAAGAGGAGAGUCAGAGAGGGGGAAAGCUAGAAAGAAAUCGUAGCAUGGGUGUUGAUGAUAGAAGGUGAGCAGGACAAGGAGUGAGGAAGGUGAAGGAGACGAGUAGGAGGAAGCUCCAGGGGUUUACAGAUGGACUUUGGUUGUACUGUGGAGGAUGUUAGGAGGGUUGGUUCCCACACUGCCUGGCUCUAUUGUCCAGGAAUCCUCUCAACUUCUUUGAGUUUUAAUCAGUUCAUAUUUAUUCUCUUUUUGGGGGCAAAUGCAACAUGCAGUCUGCUGUACAUACAAUAAUAGUAAUCCUACCUUUUAAUUUAAAAAGAAAUCAAGGAUUAAAAAAAAAUAACCAUACCAGUAAGCACAUAUCUAGUAUCUGAACAAGGAAAAAAAUGUACAUAUUGUUGUUCUGAUCUGUUGUAUUACAGCUUGCUUCGGCACAAAAGAAUUAAGAAAAGAUAUGCGUGUGGUUAACCAACCCUACCAUCAUGUCAGUUUUUAACACGUCAGCCAGGUACAACCGGGGCCAAAAGGAAAGGACACUUCAGAAAAAGAGGGCUGUGCAACUUUGUUUUUGUUUUCCACAUAAUAUCAUAGAAACCUAAUUUACUCAUGAGUUUGAUUUUCUUUUUGUGGAGAGCUCCUGUAUGUGUUUUGAGAUGAAUCUCAUAUUUUUUAAUGAUGUAUUAUAAUGUAAUUUGUACUGUAAAUACUGUCCCCUAAGGAGUUUGGCAGUGGGAUCCUGGUUUGUUUUUAGCGUUGUAGAGAGGAAGGGGGGAGGCUCUUCAUCAUCGUGUAAGCUUCAUGCUCGUGGUUCAGAAAGAAAAAAAAUAUUUUCUGCGGUUUGAUUGGAAACAGCUCAGUUUGAGGAAAUGAAGCAAAAAGGUUGGGUUAGGUUAGGACAGAGAGGUCGUUCUCCUUGGAGUCGAUCCAUGCCAAAGUCAACAUUUCAGCAUGCCAAUUUAGAGCCAAAAAAUGCCAAAACACUAAAGCUGAGCUGAGGCGUACAAGCGCACACUGACGAGGUCCCAUAACAUAUCUUUAUCCUUAUGCCUUUAUUUUCAUACAUAAAGCUGAGUCACUGUCAUAUCAAACCCUACUUUCAUAUAAUAAACGGUGUCAUAUCGAACAUUAAAACAUGAAAACGAAGAGGACUCUGCUCCAGCAAACGGCAGCAUAGCUCCUCAGUGUUUUAGAAAUGCAGAGGCAUCUUCUACCCACCGGUGCUAAAGGUUCAAUUUGAUUCUAUACAGUCAGAGUGAAGGCUCACUUACAGCCUGGUGCAGGUUUUCAGGUUGCUCGUAACACUAAAUAUCACAAGACGUCUGUCUUAAAGAGAUGGUUCUGGUCUACUGACGUGAGGCUAUGUUAAAAGUUUGUAAGCAGUUGAUUUUCUUCCUCCAGAAAAUAACUUUUCUCUAAUCCUUUAUUUUUUUUGAUGCUGCCUUGAAAUCUGCAAGUUACAUGAGACUCUAGCUGCAAGUCAGAAAACCAGUAGGAUUUGCCAGUUAUUUUCAAGGUGCAAUAGUUACAAUGCUGCGUGAGACAAAUACUGUCAGAAGCGCUUAGAAACGGUUUAUAUCUCCACCAAUCACAUGUUAUAUGCCUGGCAGCCAUAUUGGAUAUUGAACCUGGGGCUGUUGAGAUGCUUCUGGCUCCCAAAGACAACAUUUUGAUUUCAGGGGGGGUUCUUGUUCCAUUUAUGACUUAGAUUUUAGAAAAUCCUUUUAACACGUAUAACGGUC
Molecule: messenger RNA, 4413 nt
Organism: Girardinichthys multiradiatus
Lineage: Eukaryota; Metazoa; Chordata; Actinopteri; Cyprinodontiformes; Goodeidae
Gene: slc20a2
Product: solute carrier family 20 member 2
Exons: 11
Coding region: 613-2637 (674 amino acids)
Biological process (GO): phosphate ion transmembrane transport
Cellular component (GO): membrane
Molecular function (GO): phosphate transmembrane transporter activity
Source: RefSeq, a predicted model, not a curated record